AUGCAACAAUAUGAUGAAUUGCUGGCUAAACUUUCAAAGUUUGUAGAUCAUGAUAAAGGUAAAGAUUUUUCUUUUAUUAUAAAUUCUGCUUUUGAUAUUUAUUCAAAGAUAAAUGCAAACAUAUCAACCUUGAAUGAUAAUGAGAUAAUUGAUAUUAUUUAGAAGAGAUUUUUUAUAAAGUAAUAGUUAAAACAAAAUAAGGAAAAUGAAGGAAAAUAUAUAAACUAUUUUAAAGAAAUUAAUCAAAAACUCAAAAGUUUAUAAUUCUAUUAAUAAAUUUAAAUCUAAGAUUUAUUAGUUGAAGCUGAUGCUGAAACAUUGGAAUAAGUGUAUCAUUAUGUAUAGAAUUAAACUGCUUUACAAUUUUAAUUUUAAUUCCAAGAACAAAGGAUGAUUAGUGAUUAAGAAUUAAAUAAUUAUUUUUUGACUUCCAUAUAGAUUAGUGAGUAAAUAUUAUCAGACAAAACUGUUGUGGAAUAGUUUCUAAAUUUGGAAGAUAAAAAUUAAUACAUAUAAAACAAAUACAAUGAGAUUUUCAAGUUUCUAGAAAGUUAUUAAAUUUCAUUUGGUGAUAACAUUAACAAUUAAGAUUAGAAAUUCAUAAUGUUUAAAUAGGAAUUCAUUAAUUAAUUAAAAUAAAAAUUUUGGAUUUUUGAAAAGGAACUUUGUUUAUAUUGUAAAGAUGAUUAGCUAAAUAAUGAGAUCAAAAAAACAUUUAACCAAUAUUAUAAAUCUAUUUGUCUUAAACUUCCUUUCAAACAACAAUUUUAAGAAUUGAUUAAGAUUAUAAUAGAAAAUGAUAAAAUGGAAGGAAUUGUUGAAAGAAUUUUGGAUUUUAAAAUUUCAACUAUAAAUAAAUAUGUAUUAGAUCACAUAGCAAAGUAUAACAUUCCAGAAAUUGACAAAAAAUUAGAGUAAUUGUAUUAAAAGAAAAAGUAGAAAUAUUUGAUAAUAUUAAAAAAUACUCCAAUUUAUCUUUAAUAAGUUGAUAUUGUAAUUACUUAUUGCAAUAAAAUAAGUACAAUGAUUGCACUCGAAAAUAGUUAAGCAAUAGUAGAUUUUACUAAUUCAGAUCAACUCAAAAUUAUACAAAGUUAUUUAAGUAUGUUUGUUCCAAAUUAUGAAUAUCUGAAUACUGAUGAAUAAUACUUAGUUUAAUUGUUUUAGGAAACAAAUACAUUUUGCCCUGAUCUAAGCAUUUUAAAAUCAACAUAAUUUCUUGCUUUUUCAUAAAAGAUUUAAUUCAGAAUACCAAAAUAAGAAAUUUAAAUAGAACUUGGGAAGUAAUAAGAUAAGGAGAAAUUAGAUUUAAAAUAUUUGAAUUAUGAAAAGCUUGAUAUUAAAAAUGUGCUAUCUUAAUAUAAAGAUUUCGAUUAAUUACCUUCUCUAUUAUAUGAAAACAGAAUAUGGGAUUAAUAUCAUAAAUUAUUGAUCUCAGAGUGUGUUAAAUUUUUGGAUGAAUAGUAAAAGUAAAGAAAAAACUAAAGAUAUAAUGAGUAAAAAAAAAAAUUGAAAAUGUAAUAUGAGAUGGAUUUUUUUAUUCCAUUUGGAUGGAUAGAAAACAUUUUUCUUAAGAGUUAUGAUGAAUCUAAGGAAGAAGAUUUAAUGAAAAAAAUAGAUGUUUUCUUUCUGGAAGUGGGAGAAGAUGAAGAAGAGUAACUUAAAGCACUGAGAGCAUACGGAGAUAUUGAGGAUAACAUUAUUAAAAAUAGAAAAUAGUAAAUUAGAGAAUAUUUUCACUCUCUCAAUCCGAAAAACUAUUAAUCAAUUGAAGAGUUGAAAAAAGAUGUUAUAAUAGAGAUUUAGAGGAAUAGAGAAUAAUAAUUUAAGUAAUUUUAUGAGUUAAAAAACUUAAUUGAUAAUAUAGAUAAAGAAUAUCUCAAGAAAUGUCAAGAAAUAUUUAUAUAACCGCCAAGUCAUUUUGUAAGAUUUAAAGUAGAUAAAUAAACGCAAUCAAAUGAUAUAAUGGAUAUCAAUAAUAAAAUCUUAUCAUUUUAUAAUGAAUAACUGUUAAAUUGUCUGAAAUACCAAUUAGAUUAAUGA
This is a messenger RNA of Paramecium tetraurelia, 2043 nucleotides long. RefSeq lists its product as uncharacterized. The record is from RefSeq and is a predicted model, not a curated record. The transcript has a single exon. Lineage: Eukaryota; Ciliophora; Oligohymenophorea; Peniculida; Parameciidae.